CCUUUCUUAGCCAACGCCCUCCCAAUUGAGGAACUCGGCCAAGAGCACAUUCCAGUGGAUGAAGAACUUGGACCAGAAACGGCACCCUUCCAACCAACUGAACAGUGGACCCUGGUACCCGAUGGCAACGGACACCUUCAUCUGGUGAACACCGACCCGUACGGCUUGGAAAGCCAGGGGGAACCAGAGCCGUUCUUCAAUGCUGCUACCGACACCAUCUUCCGGCUGUUCACUCGUGCUAACCGCAACACAGCUGGUCACGUUAUUACUAACGGUAAUGCCGCUACCUUAGGACAGUUCUGGAGUCCUGCACGUCAGACACGUUUUAUCAUCCACGGAUGGAACAACAACGGUGGAUCGCCAGUAAAUACUCUCAUUCGUAACGCUUAUCUGGAUCGGGGAGAUUUCAAUGUCAUCACCGUCGACUGGGGAGUAGGAGCGCAGAACCCGAACUACGUCACUUCCAGGAAUCACAUCAAUGCCGUGGGAGCGACUGUGGCUAGUUUCAUUGAGUUCCUCAACGUAAAUGGUCUGGCGUUCAACUUUGUGUACGUUUCGGGUCACAGUCUGGGAGGUCACGCCGCCGGUAUUACUGGUAAACGUGUCACCCGAGGACGAUUGCAUUCCAUAAUUGCUCUGGAUCCAGCUCUGCCACUGUUCUCUAUCAAUGCACCAAACGAACGUGUUGCUUCAACUGAUGCCAACUACGUCGAGGUCAUCCACACCAAUGCUGGUUUGCUGGGCUUCGAUCUACCGAUUGGACAGGCCGAUUUCUACCCGAACGGUGGUCGUUCUCAGCCCGGUUGUGGAGUUGAUAUUGCUGGAACCUGUGCUCAUGGACGUGCUUUUGAGUUCUUCGCAGAGUCCAUCCGAACUAACCCUAGCCGGUUCAAUUCGGUUCGUUGUGCGAACUACGAUCAGAUCCUGAACAACAACUGCGUGUCCAGUGGUGCUAAUAGGAACAUGGGCGGAGAUCCGUCUAACCUGGGACUUGCCAGUGGAGUGUUCCAUCUGAUUACGAACGCAGCUAGUCCGUUUGCUCGGGGUUAA
This is a messenger RNA of Ochlerotatus camptorhynchus, 1050 nucleotides long. Its product is annotated as phospholipase A1 VesT1.02-like. The record is from RefSeq and is a predicted model, not a curated record. The transcript has a single exon. The annotation marks the transcript as partial. NCBI's taxonomy places the organism in Eukaryota, Metazoa, Arthropoda, Insecta, Diptera, Culicidae. Gene Ontology annotation, biological process: lipid catabolic process. Gene Ontology annotation, molecular function: lipase activity.